CAUGCCGACAGGAUCUCCGAGUCAGCUCCGCUUUCAAGUUCUGCUGUCGCACCGCUAAUUUUCAAACAAUCUCUUGCCGAAACAGCCGAGCUGUUUGGACGUAAACCGCGUCGCUUCGACGUGACGACUGACCCACGGUUACAAAUCAAGAGCACGACUGGUUCCAGCUGAUCCGUACCCGUCGCUCCCCCCGGAGCCGUCGGCGUCGGGAUGUCCGGGAACGUUCCCGCCGACGCGGCGGGCUCCCUUCUGGACCGGGCCCUCGACUCCGCCGUCUUCCUGCUGCGCUCCUUCGGCCCGACCGCCUUCCUGCUCAGGGAGGACGGGGAGACCAAAAACUUCAAGGUGUGUUUGGGCGAGCGUCACACCUGCACCUGUCCGACGUUCGCCAGGGAGCGGCGGCCCUGCAAACACGUCUGCUGGAUUUUACUCAAGAAAUUCCACCUACCCAGAGAACACCAGUAUGCCUCUCUGCCGGGCCUGUCGGAGCGCCAGAUGAUGGAGGUUCUCCAGGGUUCGCACCGGGCUAAGGCCCCCGCCGCUGCUGGACCUCGGGCUUCGGCCUCCGAAGAAGAGACCGGACUCGUCGGCCGGAAAGAGAUCGACGACCGCGACGUCUGUCCCAUCUGUCUGGAGGGGCUCCUGUUGAAGAAACAACCCGUGUGUCACUGCAGGUACGGCUGCGGUAACGGCGUCCACAUCUCCUGCAUGAAUGUGUGGGCCGACCACCGGGACCCGUCGGACGGCCGGGAGAUGCUGCGGUGCCCCCUGUGCAGGGAGAGCUUCGGCUCCCUGAGGCUGCUCCGGGAGCAGGCCCGGAACGCGGCCCGCCUCUUCACGGCGGCCGAGAGGGAGCGAGCAGAGAGACACCUGGGAGUGGUCUGCUACUGCUGCACGGUGGGCCCGGUCACCGGGACCUGUUAUAGAUGCCUCCUCUGCAGCUCUCUGUAUUUCUGCGAGACCUGCGUAAAGAAAGGGAGCCACUCCCAGCAUCCCCUCGCGUCGAGAACGACGAGACAAGAAGAGUGGACUCCCGCGUCUGCGAGCUCCGCCCCGGAUCCGGAGCCGCCGGCCGGCGGGUGCGUAGAGGGAGGGUUCGGUUCCGGCCGUGCUCAGGCGGUAGCCCGGUGUCGCCUUCCCCUCCGCCGCGGUCCGCCGGAGCCUCCCGCGGACGUCGUGUUGGAGCGUGUUCCCGCGACCGUGGUGAGGCGCGGUUCUCGGCUGCUGGACGAGGGGAUGCAGUGUCGGAUCUGCCUGCGGGCAUUCCGUGAGGGUCAGCGGCUCAGAACUCUGCCCUGUCGACACGAGUUUCACCUGGACUGCGUGGACCCCGUCCUGCUGAGGUCACGCUCCUGUCCCUUGGACGGAUACGUCGUCUACUGUCGGAGACCGACGGACGGGGACGGCUCUCCCGAGGUCGCCUCCGUCCGGCGGCGGGAAGAUCGCCUGAACGACCUGUUUGUCCCCGGGACGGCCCUGCUCGCUCAAAGUGAAAGACCCUCUCCCGUGUGCGCACCUCCGACCGCCGACGUACCGACGGACGCCUUGUCCUUCGGUCGUCUGCCUCGCGACUUCCGCAAAAAGAGCCUGGGCGACGCGGCGGCCGAGAAAGGCAAAGUGCGUUCGAAAGACGUGGACGAGGACGCCGAUCGACACGCCGUGGGAGAUGGCUUGGAGUUGACGAUGACCGGCUUUUCCAUAAACAAACGAUAAAAGCGU
Poeciliopsis prolifica (blackstripe livebearer) is the source of this 1719-nucleotide messenger RNA. It is a transcript of the gene zswim2, whose product is annotated as zinc finger, SWIM-type containing 2. The record is from RefSeq and is a predicted model, not a curated record. Bases 211 to 1713 code for a protein of 500 amino acids. Gene Ontology annotation, molecular function: zinc ion binding; ubiquitin protein ligase activity. The transcript is spliced from 10 exons. NCBI's taxonomy places the organism in Eukaryota, Metazoa, Chordata, Actinopteri, Cyprinodontiformes, Poeciliidae.